GAUUUACAUGAAAUGGGCCCCACUUAUCAGAACCGAAAACUCGCGUAUACUCUGCAACGAUGCGAUACAAUUGUAAUUGGCGUUUUGAGAGGUGUUGGUUUUGUUCAAAAUUUGCAGUGAGAGAGGCAGAGAAAGAGAGAGAGAGAUCGGAAGCCAUCCAAACAAUCCAAUGGAAGUCCAAUUGGAUGUCAAAGUUCAGACUCCACGAACUCCUAUUAAAAAGGAUGGGGAUUCGAAAAUAAAGUCAGAAACCAGUCUUCAGUCACUGACAGCUUCUCGCUGCACCCGUUCUCAGGUGGCUCCUGACUGGACCGUUCAGGAAAUUCUGGUUCUUGUGAACGAGUUCGCUUCAGUCAAUAAGGAUUGCCUAAAAAGCCUCCCUUCUUACCAGAAAUGGAAAAUAAUUUCUGACAACAUGGCAGCCUUUCAAGUCAUCAGACCAUCAAACCAGUGCCAGAGGAAGUGGGAAUCUUUGGUCGCCCAAUACAAAAAGAUCAAGGGUUGGGAGUCACAAUCUGGAAUUGGUUCUUUUUGGUGUCUGGACAGUGAAACGAAAAAAGACUAUGGACUUCCAGCUUUUUUCGACAGGGAACUUUUUGGGACGAUGGAUGGUUUUCUUAAGAGUCGGGUGACUCGGGUGGCUCGGGUGGCUCAAUCAGAUUCAGACGUGGAUAGCGAUUCGGAAAGACAUACCAGAAAGGUCAAGGCUGGCAUGGUUGUUCUCACAGGGAAUCCUGGUUCUAAGAAAGAAGCGCGCAACAGGCUGCGGAACAGCAAUGCAGGUAAGGAUCAAGAGCUGGCCAGGAAACUGCAAGAGAGUGCUCAGCUUAUGCAUGCAAUACUGAAAGGAGAACUGACGGGGAGUGCAGGUGGCAGUUGCAAUCCAGCAGAUAUGAAGAACCCUGAUGAGGUCAAGACCGAGUUCCCUGAUGAGGUUAAGACCAAGUUCGCAAGGCAACAAGCGGACCAUCUCAUCAAAGUCUUCGGAACCCUUGUUGGCACCCUAAACGAGUUUAUAGAGUUAGUUAAAGAAGGUGGGUAGUUUUCGAACCUGCGGCUGGGACACUUUGCAUGGACUGUUGUACAGCUGGUUUCAGUUCAAAGGUUAGCAAUGCCGCUGCGAAAAUCCAUCUGCUUUCUCGUUGAA
Messenger RNA from Magnolia sinica, 1147 nucleotides. RefSeq lists its product as uncharacterized. The record is from RefSeq and is a predicted model, not a curated record. Bases 170 to 1042 code for a protein of 290 amino acids. NCBI's taxonomy places the organism in Eukaryota, Viridiplantae, Streptophyta, Magnoliopsida, Magnoliales, Magnoliaceae. The transcript is spliced from 3 exons.